Molecule: messenger RNA, 1145 nt
Organism: Rhododendron vialii
Lineage: Eukaryota; Viridiplantae; Streptophyta; Magnoliopsida; Ericales; Ericaceae
Product: E3 ubiquitin-protein ligase AIRP2
Exons: 5
Coding region: 196-987 (263 amino acids)
Biological process (GO): protein ubiquitination
Molecular function (GO): ubiquitin protein ligase activity
Source: RefSeq, a predicted model, not a curated record
AAAUGCAAAGAAAAGUGUAGAAAAAGAGGACUUUGCUUUGGUCUGUGUGCAGUGCAUCAAAAGAAGUCUGGGAGGCGGCUUCGAUCAGUGUGAGAGAAAACCUAGGUGGAUAAUUCAAGUAGGGUACGCAAUUUGGUCUUAUCUCUCUUGCGCUCUUCGAUUGUUGGAUGGGAGUGACAAUUUCCCGAGAAAGCCAUGGCCAUGAAAAAGUCAUUCAAGGAUUCUCUUAAAGCUCUCGAAGCGGAUAUUCAGCACGCCAACACUCUGGCUCUAGGUUGUCCGAGGCUGAAUGAUGGAGCAUGCCUUCAACUGAGACUGUCUUAUAGUCCAGUUGCACACUUAUUUCUAUUUCUUGUUCAGUGGGCAGAUUGUCAACUUGCUGGUACCCUUGGGUUGCUUCGAGUUCUUAUUUAUAUGCAAUUCCUCUAUUACUUCUUUCUUGACGGCGUGUCGAACGUUGGUGGAUUGAUGCAGACCUAUGCAGAUGGCAAAACCACGAUGUCUGUUUAUGAGAGAAAAGCUAGUAUCAGGGAAUUUUAUGCUGUUAUAUUUCCUUCUUUAUUGCUACUGCAAAGCGGGAUAACAGAUUUGGAUGAUAGAAAACAGAAAGAGAUAUGCUCACUCAGAUUCUCUAAAAAGGAUGAUUUAGACAAGGGAAAACUCACUGAGGCCGACAUUGAGAGAGAAGAUGAAUGUGGAAUUUGCAUGGAAAUGAACAGCAAGGUUGUGUUGCCUAAUUGUAGCCAUACCUUGUGCAUGAAGUGUUAUCAGGAUUGGCGUGGGCGGUCCCAAUCUUGCCCCUUUUGUCGGGAUAGCCUUAAACGGGUGAACUCAGGUGAUUUGUGGAUUUGCAUAGGUAACAAUGACAUCAGUGACAUAUCCAUAAUCUUGAGAGAGAACUUACAAAGGCUGUUUAUGUACAUAGAGAAGUUGCCUCUUAUUGUUCCAGAUCAUGUGUUUGUGUCCUAUGAUUCUCGUUUCAAGUAAAGGACCACUGACUCUGGUUUUAGUCUGCUGAUGGAAGUUCAAAUGUAUAUUAUAUAUAAAUGUGCUUCACAGUUAGAAUUGUAUAUUCCUGUGGAUUUAGUAUCAAUGAUCAUGUUGAUCUCUGGAUUGUUCUUAUCAAUACAAAUGUGAUUCAGGUA